GCAGCUUCAAAUAGAUUACAGACUUGUUGAAUUCACCAACAGUAAUCCGCUUUCCAGUUCCAGCCCACAGAAAAUCCCAUUUUAACAAAAGGCCAAUCUAGAUGGCCAAAAACCAAAACCAUGUUCCAGGCAAGAAGGAAGGUGAUAAGCUGUACUGUUGUGCAACCACUGCAAAGAUCAGUGCUAAGGAGGGUGGUGGUUCACAUGUCUUCAACUUGAUACACCCUUCUUAUACUUUGACAAAGACGAGAGUGGAUACAUCACUCAGGAUGAGCUCCAGCAGGCCUGCCAGCAUUUUCGCUUGGAAGACAUUCAUUUGGAAGAGAAUUCGCGGAGUUGAUAACAAUAAUGACGGGAGCAUUGGCUACAGUGAGUUUGUAGCCAUGAUGCAAGACACUGAUUUUGGGAGGAGGCACAAAGUAUAACUUAAGUAUGGGAUUCAAAGGACAAUUUAAGAAUUGACACCUGAUUUUGCUAUUCCGAGACUGUAAAGUCAAAAGAUCAAAUGAAUGUUCUAACUAGAU
Messenger RNA from Rubroshorea leprosula, 524 nucleotides. The record is from the annotation of a GenBank genome assembly. Lineage: Eukaryota; Viridiplantae; Streptophyta; Magnoliopsida; Malvales; Dipterocarpaceae.